Messenger RNA from Onychostoma macrolepis, 3131 nucleotides. RefSeq names its product spire-type actin nucleation factor 2 (gene spire2). The transcript has 15 exons. Gene Ontology annotation, cellular component: cytoplasmic vesicle membrane; cell cortex. Gene Ontology annotation, biological process: cleavage furrow formation; actin filament network formation; establishment of meiotic spindle localization. NCBI's taxonomy places the organism in Eukaryota, Metazoa, Chordata, Actinopteri, Cypriniformes, Cyprinidae. The coding region runs from base 130 to 2568 and encodes 812 amino acids. Gene Ontology annotation, molecular function: actin binding. The record is from RefSeq and is a predicted model, not a curated record.
CCAACUAGUUCCCCUGCAAGUUGAGCUCAUCUGUUUCAUUGGUCCAGUAUGUGGGAGGAGCUCGGUGAGCACUUUGCAGAGGAUGCAGGAUAUGACACCCAUCCAGACAUGAUGAAGGAAACUUGACCGAUGCGAAAGAUUCAUCAUACAACAUACAUGCACUAUAGGCAAUAUAAUGGUUAUGAAGUUUGUUUUUUCUCUAUCUUGCGCUCUGUCUUCUGCUCCAACUGCGCCAUCAUCAGAGCUGUCCGCCUCCGCUCCUCUGCCCAGCGCGGACUGACGUUACUGCAGACGCUUCCUUCCCGGAAUGAACCGCAGAAUCAUCAUUGCGUUCCCAGACACACUCGAGAAGGUCCCGAGGACACGGUAGAUAUGGCCAGAUCGGCGAACAGCAGCGGUAAGGACGGAGAUGCAAGGGUCGCCUCCCCCGCGGAGAGAGCUGAGAUCAGGGAGCUGUCUCUGGAGGAGGUGCUGGAGUCUUACGAGCAGCCCAUCAACGAGGAGCAGGCUUGGGCAGUGUGUUUCCAGUGCUGCAGAGAGCUGCGAGCGCCGCGCCCGCCGGAGCUCCUGAUCCAGGGGCCGUCAUCGAUCAUCCUGCACAGAGACGGCACGGUCAGCGCGCAUCUGGACAGCGGCGAUGACUGUAAUGCAAAUCAUGUUUCUGCUGCUGAUGGAAAGCUGGUUCAGUCCAUGGGUGUGGCGAUCUACCGCGCUCUGGACUGGGGUCUGGAUGACAGCGAGGAGCGGGAACUGAGCCCUCAGCUCGAGCAGCUCAUUGAGUUUAUGGUCGGUGGUCAGGACAGCAGUGAAAGCAAACACUGCGGCAGUAAUGCAGCGAAAGACGAGGGCUACAGUGGCCAAGAUGAGGAUGAAGAAGAGGAGGAAGAAGGUGCAGUGCAUGGCUUUCACACUGUUCAUCAGGUGAUGGCGCUUUGUGCCCAAAGACUGGCAAAUCCAGCGCUGGCUCCCGAACACUACCAGGCUGUGUGUCGAGCGCUUUUUCUGGAGACCCUUGAGCUGCAGACCUUCCUCAGCAGGAUAAGAGAUGCCAAAGAGAUGCUGAAGAAGAUCAGGACGGAGGAACCGCAGGAGGACAGUUCCACCUCUGAGCUCGACGCUCUUCAACACACUGACUGGGCUCGUCUGUGGGUGCAGCUGAUGAAGGAGUUGAGGCAGGGCGUGAAGCUCAAGAAGGUGGAGGAGCAGCCCUUUAACCCUCUGCCCACAGAGUUCAGCCUCACACCCUUUGAGAUGCUCAUGCAAGACAUUCGCUCGCGCAAAUAUAAACUACGCAAAGUUGUGGUAGAAGGAAAUAUUCCCACGUGUGUGAAACGAAACGCUCAUGAGCUGAUCUUGGACUUUAUCAGAUCAAGACCCCCUCUUAAACCAGUGUCCGAGCGCAGCCUGCCUCCUCCUCCUCAGCGGCAGCAGUCGCUCCAUGAUCGAGUCCUGGCCGAGAUCAGACAAGAUCACAAACUCAGACCUGUGGAGCCGUCCAGUUCAAAGAGAUCAUUUGGCUCGAUGCCAUGUCUGGCACACACCUGCCAAUGUGACAUCAAAUCCACUUCCUGCAUUGACCUGUCAAUCACAGGAGCAGGGUCCCGCCCACCGUCUCGCAUACGUGUUCUUCUAAAAGCUCCAACACUGGCAGAAAUGGAGGAGAUGAAUAUAUUUGAGGAUGAGGACUCUCCAGACGGCAUGGAUAUCAGACGGGUGGAGAGCUCUCCUACACCUCUGAAGAGAGAUCGCUCCUUCUCCGAACACGACCUGGAAGAGCUCAGAGGGGAAGUGAUGUCAGAAUCCCCGCCGCUCACAGGUGUCGGCCCCCUGAGAGGAGAGAGACCUCGAUCACACACGCUGACAGGCGUCGGACCUCCACACAUCUAUCAAGCCUCGUUUCCGGUGUUUGACAGGAUGCCCUCGUCCGCAUGUCACUCCCUGAGCUCCACUGACAAACGCUGUGAUGGUGCUGCAUCUGACAGACUCUCCAGACAUCAGUGGAUGGAGGAGUUCAGUCAUCCAGUGGACAGUCUGGCCUUAACAGUGGAUGAAGUCAUUAAUGUUCGGCGGAUACUCGUUAAGGCUGAGAUGGAGAAAUACAUGCAGAACAAAGAGCUUUAUAACAAUCUGAAGAAAGGCAAGAUAUGCUGCUGUUGUCGGGUGAAGUUUCCACUGUUUUCAUGGCCAUCCACGUGCCUCCUGUGUAAAAGGUCUGUCUGUAGCUCUUGUAGUGCAAAGAUGAAAAUUCCAUACAAAAAGAUGGCACACAUUCCCGUGUACACUGUGGGAUUUCACAGCAGUGCGAAGAGUCACAAGAGUGAAGUCUAUAAGUCGUUGUGCUCUCUCUCUAGACACUCUGUGGAGGAAGAGUUUCCUCAUCUGUACGCCGCAGGCUGCAACCUGAGAGACGUGUGCUCUGACUGCACAAAGUUUGUGGCCGAUGUCAUUUCCUCCAGCCGCAGGAGCUUGGACUUCAUCAACAACACACCCAAACGCAAUAAAAGGACGACCUCGACACAUGCACAUCCCACAUCACAACCACACGCUUUCUGUAGGAUGAGUAAAUGAAUGUAUCAGCUCCACCUCACACAUCCUCUACACAAACUCUACACAAACUCUACAAGCUUCCAGCUGGCAGGCAGCGGUUUCCCACUGAAAUGUUUGCCAGUGUUAGAGGAUAGAGAUGUGGAUCACAUGUGAACAUCACCCCUCCUGCACUAUGUACAUCUAACCACCACAUAAGGGACGCAAUGCUUGAAGGCUAAUGACGAAAGACAAUCCUUUUGCAUCUUUUCUUUGAUUUUAGCUUGAGUAGAAUGCUAUAUAACUGAGCCAGGACUGUCCAUGCUUAGGAGACAUCCUUAUACAGUACAUCUGUAAAUGCAUAUUUCUCAUAUCUAAUAGCAAAUGUAUUUUUAUGCUUUGGGAUUUAGCUCUAUUUAGCACCAGAGGGUGAUGUAAUUUCCUUGGGACUGAGUCAGGCUGGUUUGUGAAAGUGAAGGUCAGAAUGAAGCAGAUAAUAGUAUCUUAUUCUGGGUAGACUAAUGAAGUGUCCUUCUGAUACACAUGUUUAACUCACUCUUAUUUUGUAAGGUCUGCAAAUAUGCAAUAAAACUAAUGCCACAAAAUGA